This is a messenger RNA of Triplophysa dalaica, 7532 nucleotides long. RefSeq names its product glutamate receptor, ionotropic, N-methyl D-aspartate 1a (gene grin1a). Gene Ontology annotation, biological process: ionotropic glutamate receptor signaling pathway; chemical synaptic transmission; monoatomic ion transport. The coding region runs from base 463 to 3315 and encodes 950 amino acids. The transcript has 22 exons. The record is from RefSeq and is a predicted model, not a curated record. Gene Ontology annotation, cellular component: plasma membrane; synapse; neuron projection. Gene Ontology annotation, molecular function: NMDA glutamate receptor activity. Lineage: Eukaryota; Metazoa; Chordata; Actinopteri; Cypriniformes; Nemacheilidae.
GGCGCGCGCAAAAGAGCGAGCACAGCUGUCAGCACCAAGGACAGCACUUCGCCGCGAGCGUCGCAUCAGCUCUCAAGCAGAACAACAGCCGACGGACAGACAGGCGCACGAUACGCGACGCAUCACAGAUUUUUGCUGUCGGGCUUUGUGCGUCUUGCGCUCUCCGUUAGUCUGUAAGCUCAGUUCAUACAGGAAAUUAAAGAAAAGCUGCAAUGAAGACAUUGGUCUCGGUGUAAAGAGCAAAUGCCAUCGGAUAAAUGCGCGGCUAGAACCGGUGACCAUGCACAUAUCGCCGCAGUGUAAGUGAAUUUUGCACCGGGGAUUUUUUUAAUCUAGAAAAUUUGGUUGUUUCUCCAGUAUAGAGAAGGUGAGGUGCUAUCAGAGGGUGCAUCUCUACGACCCUCCAGCUGCACCAAAAGGGAACGGCGGUGGACGGGUGCGCUUUUAUUUGCCGUUCACACGAUGCGUCUGCUUCUGUUAAUCGCGUUUUUCUCCUGCUCCUGCGUGCGGGGCGGCUGCGAACCCAAGAUUGUGAACAUCGGGGCCGUCCUGAGCCAGAAGAGAUAUGAGCAGGUGUUUAAAGAUGCCGUCAGCCAGGCGAACCAGGUGUUCGGACGGGAAAAAUUCAAGUUGACCGCCAUCUCUGUCACUCACAAAGCCAAUGCGAUUCAGAUGGCGCUGUCGGUGUGCGAGGAUCUCAUUUCCAGUCAGGUGUACGCCAUCCUUGUAAGCCAUCCAGCACAAUCUAAUGACCAUCUCACUCCCACGCCCGUGUCCUACACAGCGGGAUUCUACAGGAUCCCUGUAGUGGGGCUCACCACCAGGAUGUCCAUUUAUUCAGACAAGAGCAUCCAUCUCUCGUUCCUACGUACAGUGCCGCCCUACUCUCACCAGGCACACGUGUGGUUUGACAUGAUGCGUGAGUUUCGGUGGAAUCACAUCAUUCUAAUCGUCAGUGACGACCAUGAAGGCCGUGCUGCACAGAAAAGACUAGAAACGCUGCUGGAGGAGAGAGAAACCAAGAAUAAAAAAAGGAACUAUGAGAACCAAGACCAACUGUAUGACAACAAAAGAGGACCUAAGGCCGAGAAAGUGCUUCAGUUCAACCAGGAGACUAACUUGACCGCUCUGCUCCUGGAGGCCAAAGAGCUGGAGGCCCGAGUGAUCAUUCUGUCUGCCAGUGAGGAAGAAGCAGCCGCCGUGUACAAAACAGCGCGCUUACUCAACAUGACAGGCUCAGGCUACGUUUGGCUGGUGGGGGAGCGCGAGAUUUCCGGUAAAGCUUUGAGCGAGGCCCCUGAUGGCCUGAUCGGCCUUCAGCUUAUCAACGGCAAGAAUGAAUCCGCGCACAUCAGCGACGCCGUUGCAGUCGUAGCUCAAUCCAUCCAGGAGCUCUUCGAGAAAGAAAACAUCACGGAACCGCCGAGGGGCUGCGUGGGCAACACCAACAUCUGGAAAACCGGGCCACUCUUUAAAAGGGUAUUGAUGUCAUCGAAGUAUCCGGAGGGCCUGACAGGACGUGUUGAGUUUAAUGACGACGGCGACAGAAAAUACGCUCAUUACAGCAUUCAAAACUUCCAGAAGAAUAGACUGAUUCAAGUUGGCAUUUACAACGGAACACAGGUAGUUAUGAACAAACAGAGGAAGAUCAUUUGGCCGGGAGGUGAAACCGAGAGACCGAGAGGAUUCCAAAUGUCUACUCGCCUUAAGAUUGUGACUAUUCAUCAGGAACCCUUUGUGUAUGUAAAACCAACCACGUUGGAGGGAACCUGCAAGGAAGAGUACACACCGAAUGGAGUCUUAAUAAAAAAGGUGAUCUGCACUGGACCAAAUGAGACCAUCCCAGGUAACCCGUCAGGACGCCCAAUAGUACCCCAAUGUUGCUAUGGAUUUUGCGUUGAUCUCUUGAUCAAGCUGGCGAUGACCAUGAACUUCACCUACGAAGUACACCUGGUGGCAGAUGGGAAAUUCGGAACACAGGAAAGAGUGAAUAACAGUAACAAGAAGGAAUGGAAUGGCAUGAUGGGAGAGCUCCUGGGUGGCUUGGCCGACAUGAUUGUAGCUCCGUUGACGAUUAAUAACGAACGAGCCCAGUACAUCGAAUUCUCCAAACCUUUCAAAUAUCAGGGACUCACUAUUCUUGUUAAAAAGGAAAUUCCCCGCAGUACGCUGGACUCGUUUAUGCAGCCGUUCCAGAGCACACUGUGGCUACUGGUGGGUCUAUCGGUGCAUGUGGUGGCGGUGAUGCUUUACCUACUUGACCGGUUCAGCCCGUUUGGAAGGUUUAAAGUAAACAGCGAAGAAGAAGAAGAAGACGCCCUCACCUUAUCUUCCGCUAUGUGGUUCUCCUGGGGAGUCUUGUUGAACUCUGGAAUCGGAGAAGGUGCCCCGCGUAGUUUUUCAGCAAGAAUCUUGGGAAUGGUGUGGGCCGGCUUCGCUAUGAUAAUUGUAGCAUCCUACACUGCCAACCUGGCUGCCUUCCUGGUGUUGGAUCGGCCUGAGGAACGCAUCACCGGCAUCAAUGACCCGAGGUUGAGGAACCCAUCAGACAAGUUCAUCUAUGCCACAGUGAAGCAGAGCUCGGUGGAUAUUUACUUCCGCCGUCAAGUUGAGCUGAGCACCAUGUACCGCCACAUGGAGAAGCACAACUACGAGAGCGCGGCGGAAGCCAUUCAGGCUGUCCGGGACAACAAGCUGCAUGCUUUCAUCUGGGACUCUGCGGUGCUGGAGUUUGAAGCCUCGCAGAAGUGCGACCUGGUGACCACGGGAGAGCUGUUUUUCCGUUCGGGCUUUGGCAUAGGCAUGCGCAAGGACAGCCCCUGGAAACAGAAUGUGUCCCUGGCUAUUCUCAGUUCCCAUGAGAAUGGCUUCAUGGAGGACCUUGAUAAAACCUGGGUGAGAUACCAGGAGUGUGAUUCAAGAAGCAAUGCCCCAGCCACACUGACUUUUGAAAAUAUGGCAGGUGUCUUCAUGCUUGUCGCUGGUGGCAUUGCGGCCGGAAUCUUCUUAAUCUUCAUUGAGAUCGCAUAUAAGCGCCAUAAAGACGCCCGCAGGAAGCAGAUGCAGCUAGCCUUUGCGGCCGUCAACGUUUGGAGGAAGAACUUACAGCCCUCUUCCUCUGUAGAGACUCAGGAUGAUAGGAAAAGUGGUAGAACAGACAGCGACCCAAAAAAGAAACCCUCUUUUAGGUCCAUCAGUACCAACCUGGCCUCCAGCAUCAAGAGACGUAGGUCCUCCAAAGACACGCAAUUCCCACCAACAGACAUUACGGGCCAACUCAACUUGUCUGACCCGUCUGUCAGCACGGUGGUGUGAGAGAGGGAGAGUUUUCAAAUUACCUGUUCAUUCUAGAGACGAUGGAACUAGAGAGGAGAAUUGUUGUCCGACUCCUUGGUUUUCAAAGUGGAUUCAUCACGGACGAGAGCGGAGCCACUUCACCUUUGUGAGGAGCCAACAAAUCUCCAAAUCUAUUGCGAAACCUGUCAGGACUGAAUGGCUAACUGCAGGGGACGGCACCGCGGCACAUACUCACAGCUUCGUGAUAAACUUAGUCUAUUUGAUCUAAGUUGUAGUUUACCAAGUUGUAUAUAUUCUUUAUGAUUAUUGAUAGUGUAGUGGUUCUUCUUAUGUUAAGUGGCUUACGUAUUACAGUAUUCAUUCUUUGAGCGAAGAACAAAAAGGCCAAUUCUGAGGCAAGUAUUCAACAAGCAAACUAGCUGUUAUAGUUAUAAUAUUUAUUGUAUUCAUUCUUUACACACGACUUUGAAAAGUUAUAUAUUUAUGUACUUUUAACACACUUUGUCUUAUUAUAAUUGCUUUAAAUAAUUUAUCAAAUCUAGUUUAUGAAGCGGUAUGUCAGCCAUUACAGAAAUUACCUGUGAUGUUUAAAAAAAGAAUUGCCCUUAAGCCAUGUCACUUUUUUUAGCAGAUCAACCCUACGCAUGUAAUGUGCAUGCAAAGUAUCCCCAAAGCCUACGGAGAACAAAUAUUUUUUUUAUUAAUGCUGUUAAUUUCAGAUCCUGGACUUUUGAAGUGGAUUAGUGUAUACUGCACACCACAUUAAACUCUCCUUCAAACACAAAAAGAGUUCUUCCUCUGCAAGUCGUCGAGCAGCGGUUCUCAGCUUCAGUCAGCAGGGUGCAUCAAGUGGCCGAGUUUUUCCAUCCAACUAGCACUUGGCUUCCCGUGCAAAACAUCUCUACGUCUUCCCCCCACGUGACCUUAGAGACCUUUUACACGAGGAAACCCCAAGUGUGCUGCUUUGUUUUCGAAUCAGGUGCUGCAGUUUUGUAUACACCCAUUGGUUAGAUGUAAAAACUGGCCGUUUCCCAAGUUCUGAGGUUGAGAAACAUUGACAAAGCUGCUCGGACUGCUUUCUGUAAAUGAUCACUCAUUGCUAUUUAUAGGUGACCUGUAAACUCCCAUGCCAGAGAGAUAUAUUAUCGAGCAUUUUAAUGAGAAUACAGCUUUAUUAUGCAUAUGAAAUGAUGCAGGUUGCAAAAUGUUGAUUGUAUUUAUACUUGACAUGAAUAUUUACAUUUGUAAAUGCGGAACUGUUAAAAUUGUUAACUGUUUAAAUUGAACAAAACACACUUUUUAUUUGUUUGUUUGUUUGUUUUACACAGAUUCCAAAUAUCAAUUGUGUUAGACAUAAUCUGUUUCUGUUGAGCACUUUAUCAAGUUCAAUUUACUAUAAACAUAAAGUAUGUUUUCCCAUUGCUUGGAUCAAAGAAUGUGGUUUGUAUAGAGGCACAAUAUCUUCUACAUGACAUUUUAGGUUGUGUGUUGCAUCAUGCUGCUUGAAUUACUCGACUGUCAUAUGAUUUUGAGAAAAUGUUGAUACAAGGGAGUGUUUGUGUGAAUAUUAAACAUUGUAAAUGACCAAUGGAUCACACACCCAAAUGCAUCAACACAUACACUAAGCAUUAAUCUUAUUUAAAUGAGUGCUAGUUGAGAUAUUUCCUGAAAUACAACAAACAAUGUUUGCAUUUUGACAAGAAUAUAUAUAACUCAGAUUUCUGUGCCAAUAAAAUUGUGCCAACUGCAGAUCGAAACAUUGUCUUCUUUUAUCAAAUAGACAGACAGAUAAUAGAUACAUAGACCAGAAGCGUUACUCUUCAUCUCGAGAGAGCGCAUGACAGUAUUUAAGAGGCAUCAGAGAGGACGUGUUUCUUCUUCAAAACACCGCCGCCUAGAACAGGUGAGUUUAUUUUAGUCCCUGUGGUGAUAAUCGCGAUUAUUGCUCGAUCAUUUAACCCGUUUUUUCCAGUGCUGCAGGUGGAUUUGUUUGUCUUUCGCCCCAUCUAACGUCACUGCUGCGACGCUCCCAUUAAAAACAGAGCGCGCGCGUACAGCAUGAACGCGCACUCGCCUGUCAACCCAACACAAGGGUUAAUAAAAGAUUGCAUGAUGCGUAUUUAAAAGAUAGUGAGCGCGCCUUGGGAUUGAUGGGAAAGCGCAUAUCAUUGAUCCGAAUUUGGGUAAUUCGGUAUACAGUGAUGCGGAUCACGGAACAAGUGCGCAUAUGAAGUUCAGGUAAUGCAUUGAAUUUGUAAUUAUUUUGACUGAAACUUAGUUGCAAUCAAAAAUUAUUUAAAAUAUAAUUUACAAUAAGCUUUGUGCGCAAAAAAAUACUGUAAAGAGGAUGAAGUAAAAGUUGUAUGUACGUUUGAUUAAUUUGUGUCAAAAACUCCCAGUGGCUCCAAUCAUCAGCCAGCUUUGAUGACGUCUCUCACUUUGCUCCGUAAUGUGUGUGUUAUCAGAAUCUCUGCCACACACACAACUGCACAUUUUUUCCCUCGGAGAGGUAAGAAGAUGCAUAAUAAAAUAUAAAGAUUUUUCUUUGUGACACACUCUGGAGACGGCCGAGAUCCACUUGUAUUAUAUUUCUUUAGUUGCGUGAAAUGGGACUUUAUGUAGGAUAUGUUUGAAAUGUGCUAUUUCAUGAAUAAAACAUGGAAUCAUACAUUUUGAGAUGUAACUGUGUGGUCACACUUUUAAUGCAAGCUAAACUAUUGUUUUGUAUUAUUGAAAUAAUUGUGUUGGUUCGCUGUUUACAAACACUUUGUCUUAAUAAUGACCGUGAUUGUGUUUUAUUUGCUUUCGGGCUCUGGCUGGCAGGUGGCUGUGGCAGUUUCUCUUUUGAAGCUUUAGCUCACUGUGAAGAUGGUGGAAAGGGAAGAGUGUUUAGAUUCACCUGUUGCUCUGGCUGGGAGCUGGAUUAAACACUGGCUGUCCUGUCACUUCAGAUCUCAUCCCUCGCUGGAGGACGAUGUGCAAAGUGACCGCUGGUCAUCUCACCCGUUUUGCACCAAAAAGGGACUCGUGGUGGCCCUUCUGGUCAUCCUUGCACUGGUCGUCAUGGUGAUGCUUCUUCUGCUGAAUUACUAUUGUAUUAUGGUCUGGAAAAUGUGUCACCAGGAAGAGACUGUUCCUCUCCCGGAGUUUGGAAGCACAUCGGGAAUCCAACCAAAGCAGUGAUGUUACUUGUUUGUUGUGCAUUUGUUUUCAAAUCUGGCGCAAUGAUGUGUUAAGCUGUUGUUUGUUUUUGACUUAUGAACUGAAAGAAUACUGGAAAUAAUCAGUUUCACAUAUUGCAUGAGUGAUUUUGUAGUUUUGAAAGGAAAUGAUUCACGCUGUUAGGUUACUCAAUUCCUCAUUUAAGUUUUAUAUUUAUUCAAAUGACAUAGGUUUGUCAUUAUAGAUUGUGACUUAGUUUGCUUACUAAAAAUGAUCAAUGUCACCUUGUUCAUGUAACUGUUUAACAUGUUCAUCUUUAUCUUGUAGAAAUUUCAGACCAACACUACAAUGUGUUCCUGUUUGUGUGCCCUUUUAUCUCAAAAACAGAGAAUCCUUAAGAUUCAAUCUUUUAAUCUCCAUUCAUUCUUGGCUCAUACACACACACCACACAUAUCCUCAUAUUACUGAGGACACUAUAAAACAAUUUGUUAUUAAAAGAAAGACAUAAUAUCACUCUGGAACACCAAACAAGACAUUCUUUACAGAUUGUGAAGUUGUUUAUUGUGGAUACAAACUAAACUUGUUAUAUAAAAUUGUGAUAUUCAGAGUAAACUGUCAGCUUAAACCUUGUGCUCUGAAAGAAUGUGAAUGGUCUCACAAACUGGUCUCACAUUAGCUCUUCUGUAAAAGAAUGAUUUUGAGUUUAUAUUCCAAUAAGCUGCAUUUUUAAACAUUGUGAGGAGGGCCGUUUGAAAUUCUCCACAAGAUUAGUAUCAAUACAGGAAAUGUUGUGCUUACACUUGUGCCCAGUCGACCGGUUCUUUUUUCCUGCCGAGACAAAAUUGCACUUAACAGUUUCCACUACAACAAGCAGCGAUGCAAUGUGUGUUGCAUUUUAAAUAAUAAAACCAUCCUGACUGUGUGAACCAAACACGUUUGUUUACUGUUAUCUCCAUUUUAUUUUAUGAAAAUGUAUUGGGCCUACUUGUUAAGCAAAACUACAUGUAACAACAACAAAAGGUUCUUUAAAUAUUUUAUGCAAAAUUAAAAUAAUAUCUUCAUUGUUUAAAUCA